Heterobasidion irregulare TC 32-1 is the source of this 924-nucleotide messenger RNA. RefSeq lists its product as uncharacterized. NCBI's taxonomy places the organism in Eukaryota, Fungi, Basidiomycota, Agaricomycetes, Russulales, Bondarzewiaceae. The record is from RefSeq and is a predicted model, not a curated record. The transcript is spliced from 2 exons. Bases 287 to 787 code for a protein of 166 amino acids.
GAGCUACUGAUGCACUGAUGGAGCGGGAGAAGCCUCUGAACCGCGAAUUUCCUCGCUCGUAUCUCACGCUGCAGCGCCUUUGUCAUGGUUCCGUUGAAGACAGUUUCGUUAUCUAGCCCUAACGGUGGCCCCGAGCUUUGCAUGCUUUCGACGACGACGAGCUAGCUGCAUUGACGUCGUUACUGACUGCGCCUGGAGCCUCUCUCGAUCUACCUCCUCACGACUUGACCACGACUUUUUCGCUCCCAAUUUAUGACCAACACGACUCGCCAGGACUCACUGCAUCAUGCGCAUCCCUAUCCACAUUCUGCCGCUUCUCGCUUUCUGUCAAGUUCUCAUUUUGUCUGUCGAUGCGAGACAGCGGUCGGGCCACGGCGGAAUCCUCAGACGCGCGGCGGGCCACCUGCAUGACGUCGCCGCUGUGCGCCGCGCGAGCUCAUUCGCACGCGACUUCCGCAUCGUGCUCUCGGAGCUGGGUAGGGUGGCGUCCGUGUCGUCCAAGCCUAAUCCCAGUCCUAUCCGGCUAGUUAGCCUCCGUCCUCGCGCCGGCGGUGCUUUGGGACAGGCGAUCUGCGAGCUUAGGAGCCCUGGGCUUGCAACUGGAGGCAACGGGACGGCGACGACCCCCGCUGGUGGCAGCGGCACCUCUACCGCCAGUGCGACUGCUUCGGCUGCUUUGCCCUCAUCGUCUUCGAGGUGGUCUCUGGCUCAGUCUUAUGUGAGUGUAACGAGGACCCAGAAGCAAAUUGCAUCGCGUGCGAGUGCGCACGUGUUGAGUCCGCUCUGAUUUCAGUUUUGUUCAGUCGGGCAGUAGCUUUUUCGAUGGGUGGGGUUUCUUCUCAGGCGAUGACUCUGGAUCCACGCACGGCAUCGUUCAAUAUGUUACUGAAGCAGCUGCAUUAUCGAACAACCUUUCGUCAAUCA